AUGGCUACGGAGACAAUAAUAGCAAGUGCCAACGGAAUGGCUACCCCUGAUCCACCUUCGCAAGUCAGAGUACAGCUAUCAACACGCCAUCCUGACAUCUCACUGCCAGAGAAUCCCGGCCCAAUCCUGGUCAAUACUAACCUCCGGCGGUAUGCCCUUUCCACGCUCGUUAAUACUCUAUUGCAGUCCGAGAAGCCCAUACCAUUCGAGUUCCUCAUCAAUGGCACGUUUCUUCGAACAUCUUUAGACGAGUACCUCACAGCGAAUGGCAUAUCUGCCGAAACCACUCUCGCAGUCGAAUAUGUACGUGCGAUUAUACCGCCACUCUAUCUUGCCUCCUUCGAACACGAUGACUGGGUCAGCGCUGUGGACGUUCUCUCGGAGACCUCUCCAGCAGGCAAAUGGGCAGGCAGCGCAGGAGCAAGAAUGCUUGGACAAGAAAGAAUAUUAUCUGGGAGCUACGACGGUCUUUUGAGAGUAUGGAGCAUGUCCUCUGAGGUACUGGUGACAUCACCAUCAGCAGGCAGUGGAGGACACACGUCCUCGAUCAAAGCAGCAAAAUACAUAUCCCCGUCGCACGUCGCUUCUGCUGGUCUAGACCGCACAAUACGUCUAUGGAAAUACUCUGAGGAUUCUGAAGCAUCCAACGCAUCCCUAUCGCCUCAAAUCGAGCUUUACGGUCACAAGGCCAGCAUCGACUCUCUCGCCGUUCAUCAACCCUCGUCCCGCAUCCUCUCCGCCUCUGCGGACCACUCGCUUGGUCUUUGGUCGACUAGGAAAUCCGAUGCACCUGCAGCUCCAACAUCUCUUCUUCCCUCAGCUACCUCUCGAAGUUCUAAGCGCAGGAAAACGGGCACCUCAACAUCCACCCCCCAACGAGGCCCCCUUUCUGUCCUCAAAUCUCACACUGCCCCCGUCUCCGAUACCAUCUUCGCUCCGAACGACCACACAGUAGCCUACUCCACGUCCUGGGAUCACUCUCUCAAAACCUGGGACCUCCCCACCUCGACCUGUGUGGACACGCGCUCAACGUCGCACUCUCUCCUCUCUCUCACCGCUCUUCCUUCUCUUAGCCUCCUCGUAGCUGGCACGUCAGCACGCCAUAUCACCCUCAUUGACCCCCGCGCCUCCGCGACUACCGUCUCAGCUAUGACAUUGCGCGGCCAUACUAACGCGGUGGUUAGCCUGGCAGCAGAUCCAGAAAGUAAUUAUGGGCUUGUGAGUGGGAGUCACGAUGGGACGUGUAGGGUGUGGGACGUGAGGAGCUCGAGGAGCGAGAAGGAGGGUAGGGUGGGUGAGAGCUUGUAUGUUGUUGAAAGGGAAAGUUUGAAGGGAGAGGGGAAAAGGCUGGUGGAGAAGGCGUGA
Molecule: messenger RNA, 1365 nt
Organism: Letharia columbiana
Lineage: Eukaryota; Fungi; Ascomycota; Lecanoromycetes; Lecanorales; Parmeliaceae
Exons: 2
Coding region: 1-1365 (454 amino acids)
Biological process (GO): ribosome biogenesis
Cellular component (GO): preribosome, large subunit precursor
Molecular function (GO): protein binding
Source: RefSeq, a predicted model, not a curated record